This is a messenger RNA of Lichtheimia ornata, 828 nucleotides long. RefSeq names its product RNA methyltransferase, TrmH family, group 3. The transcript is spliced from 6 exons. Gene Ontology annotation, biological process: rRNA methylation. Gene Ontology annotation, molecular function: RNA methyltransferase activity; RNA binding. Bases 1 to 828 code for a protein of 275 amino acids. Lineage: Eukaryota; Fungi; Mucoromycota; Mucoromycetes; Mucorales; Lichtheimiaceae. The record is from RefSeq and is a predicted model, not a curated record.
AUGCAGCGUCGCCUUUUACGUUCUUCCGAUUUCGAGUUUGUCUACGGCCAUGCCAGUGUGCUUGCUGCGUUGCAUUCACAGAAGCGACAACGAUUAAAGACCUUGUACCUGCAGUCAACAUCGCGGUCUUCGCCCGCCACCACCAAAAAGAAAGAUAGCACGCUUAUAGAAUCCAUUGUGGAACAAUGUCAACAAAGAAACAUCCCUGUAAUAACAACCAACAAAGGCGAAUUGAAUAACUUGACUCAAGAUAAACCACAUCAAGGAGUGGUGCUUGAGGCGUCUCCCAGGGCAACCAUCGAGGUAACCGAUCCAGGGAAUAUCCGACCAGGGUUUUGGAUUGCAUUGGAUCAGGUUCAAGAUCCUCAGAAUCUUGGUUCCAUCUUGAGAACAGCUCACUUUUUCGGUGUUGAUGGUGUGCUUUUAUGCAGCAAGAACAGUGCGCCACUUACGCCAAGCGUAUCCAAAGUGAGCUCAGGUGCUAUGGAAGUCAUGGACAUUUAUUCAACACGUAGCUUGGUGAAUUUCUUAAAGGCUUGUACCACCGAUCAUGGAUGGCAUACAAUGGCCGCCACAGCACCAGAACCAUCAGCUGUCGAUAUUGCCAAUAUCCAACAAAGUAUCUCAAAAGACAUACCCCGUAUGCUGGUACUUGGAAACGAAGGUCUAGGAUUAAGGACAAAUGUCAAGCUGGCAUGCAAGCAAAGAGUCACCAUACCCAAUACGUCAUCCAUCACAUCAUCAUCGCCUCAUUUCAAGGGACACGUUGACAGCUUGAACGUGGGUGUAGCUGCAGGCAUUUUAAUCUCUCAUUUAGCAAGAACAUAG